CAAAGUAUUGAGAGCAACCAAGCAACGCAGGGCAGGGGCAUAAGUGGUAGUUAACAGCAAGAGAGAGGAAAGCAGAAUGAAGAAGGCAAGGGCGUUGAGCGUGGCAGUGAACGUGUUGUGUUUGGCCAUAGUUUGCAGUGCGAUCGAGUCACCGCAACACACAGUAGUACACUCCGAGUCCGAUUUCGAGAUCAGGCUCUAUCGUACCUCUGUUUGGAUGUCCGCUCCUGCCCUCGACAUUUCCUUCGAAAAAGCCACCUGGAAUGGCUUCCACAGGUUGUUCCAGUUCACAGAAGGUGCCAACUUGAAUUUCUCUCGAAUUCCAAUGACUAUUCCCGUGUUGACAACCGCGGUCCCCGGAGCGGGUCCUCUUCAAUCCCAAGGCUAUUACGUUAGUUUGUACUUACCCGUUAAGUUCCAAGGUGAUCCUCCGGUGCCUCUUCCAGAACUCAAUAUCAAGCCCUAUGAAUUCAGCAGCCACUGCGUUGCGGUUAGGAAGUUCUCUGGAUUUGCCAAGGAUGAGAGGAUUGUCAAGGAGGCUGAAAAGCUCGCCACGAGCCUGAGUAGGUCUCCCUGGGCUGAGUCCAAGACCGGGCGUGGUUACUCGAUUGCGCAGUACAAUACUCCGAUCCGGAUUGUCAAGCGCAAGAACGAGGUGUGGGUGGACAUUGAUGCUCCUGAAUUGGGCUGCAAGUCGGUCGGUGUUGCCGCGCAUUGAUUGAAGGGAGAAUGGCAGGGUGCAUUCCUAGUUGUGAUUACCUGCCUUCCUGUACAGGUUCUGUCUAAAUGUAACAAUUUGCUCUCUUGAUAUGUUUAUAUUGUGUAACUAUCCUGGAACAUCAUAGACUUGUUGUGUGUGUAAAUAAUAGGAUUAUGUGAGCGUUUCCACAGAUCAUGUCAUGGAAAAGAUAUUGACUCACUUGAAAGUGUGCAAAAUAAUUGGUUCGGAUUGAACCAGAUUGUAUCUGAACCUAAUUCAAAUUAGUUUUAUCCGAACUCAUUCUAAGAAAAAA
Glycine soja is the source of this 1013-nucleotide messenger RNA. Its product is annotated as heme-binding protein 2-like. NCBI's taxonomy places the organism in Eukaryota, Viridiplantae, Streptophyta, Magnoliopsida, Fabales, Fabaceae. The record is from RefSeq and is a predicted model, not a curated record. Bases 77 to 718 code for a protein of 213 amino acids. The transcript has 2 exons.